AACACACUUCAGUAUGCCUACUGCUUACUCUUCACAAAAAAAGGCCUUGGAAAAUAAGUAAAUGUUGGUCUCAGCAGUGGGUGGAUUAAAGGAGGAGUGGAUGACAGAGGAAUGGGCAAUGGCUGAAUGUGGAUCUAUCUCUGAGGGCAGAGUGCAGAAGGACUGGAGGCUGGGCUCCACAGAUACCACAGCCCACUGACACACUGUUGAAGGCAGUGCCUGGACCUCCUCCUCCUCUCAGAACUCCCUCUGCCUGCCUACUACAGCACCACUAGACUCUCUUGUCUGUCCGCCUCGUGCUCUUUUUUCUACCCAGAACAAUAGAGGGGGAUUGCCGUUCCACAAAGACCACAGCAGCAGCAACACAGACCAACAGACAGGCAGGCAGGUGUGCUCUGCUCUCUGGCAUGCUCCAACGCAGCUGGGUCUCUUCAGCCAUUAGUGGAUCAGCCGACUCCUGCCUCCUGCCAUUCUUAGAUGAUAUGACUGGGAUCCUCCUGGACCUACAGCGCAAAGGGAAGGGAACUCUGCCGCUACCUCGCCAAGCCUCAACUAGCACUCGCUGACCUGACAUACUCACAUACGCGUGUGUUUGUGCAAAGGAGAAACGUUCCAUUGAGAGUUGUGCGACUGGAUGGAUAGAAUAGCGACAACAUUGAGAAGAGACUGACGCACCAUGGCACGCUGUCCAAGACACACAAAAGCCCACUGGAGCCUGCACUGAGGAAUUAUCUGCUGUCAGGACCCGCGCCUGCACCGGGGUGAUAGGGAGAGACGGAGCCAAGGAGCCAGGCUCAGGCCACCGCAAGGUGAGGGUGGCGCCGUGCCGGAGAGGAGGGGACUCGCAACUCGCCGAUGGCGUCCUCCGCCAUGCAGAUCCUCGCCUUUGCCCUGGCGCUGCUGGGUGUCCUGGGCGCCACUGUGGCCACGCUGCUGCCCAACUGGAAGGUGAGCGCUGACGUGGGCUCCAACAUCAUGACCGCCAUCUCCCAGAUGCAGGGGCUGUGGAUGGACUGCACCUGGUACAGCACCGGGGUGUUCAGUUGCACCUUGAAGUACUCUGUGCUUUCGCUGCCUGCCUACCUGCAGACCGCCCGGACAACAAUGGUUCUGUCGUGCAUGAUGGCUUGCCUGGGCCUCUGUCUCGCCGCCCUGGGGCUCAAAUGUACCCGCUGGGGGGGCAGUCACCGGGCAAAGGGGCACGCAGCCAUCGCGGCGGGGGGUUGCUUCAUCUUGGCUGGCAUCCUCUGCCUGGUGCCCGCUUCCUGGUUCACCAAUGAGGUAAUCACUACCUUCCUGGACUCCAACGUACCUGAGAGCAGUAAAUACGAGCCUGGGGGGGCCGUGUACAUGACCUUUGUCUCUGCCGGCUUCCUGCUGGCCGGCGGGGUCAUCUUUUGUUUGUCGUGUCCUGAGAAAAGAGCGGGGCAGUUGGACUACACCUCAACAUCCACCUCUACCACCUUUCCUGACAAACUACUGCAGCAGCAGAUAAACCAGGAGCAACUACAGCGCGACCAGCUCCAGCGUGACCUGAUGCUGCGGGAGCAACUGCAACGGGAGCAGAAGGACUUUGAACAGCAGACGUCGCCUAAUGAGCAGUCGAGCCGCGAGCAGCUACACCGGGGUGACAAAGGGCCCCAGGAUGAGGCCCAAGCAGCUGACAAAAUCCAGCAGGAGAAGCUUCUACAGGAGAAGCCUCUACAUGAAGACAAGGGAACGCAACAGUUCUACUCUCCAUCCAGAGUCCCUCCAAAAGACGCCCGGGCUGGCUACAGCCUGCAGGACUACGUUUAAUAUGUUUUAUCCCUAAACCCUGCUCUUGUUAGUGGGGUGGGGGGAGAAUCCUGAGGACAAUCUACUGGCUGCCUUUGUGAGAGGGAUCAAGUGGAGGAGAAAAAAAGGUUGAUGAAGGAGGGUAAUGACUUUGACAGCCUUAUCACCCCCUCUCAUCUCCUCUCUCGCUACUGCAAGCGCAAGCAGUAAAGGUAUUCCCAAAGUCUUGGAGAAAGGCAGCUUGUGGAUCCAGAAUCCUGGGGCAAAUGCCUCCUUGACUGCUGCUGUGGUGGGCGGAAAGACACAAGGGUAGGGUAGGGUAGGGAGGGUAGAGGAGAGGUGUCAUAAAAAUGCACAAGCGCAGCACAAGUACUGUAAAUCCUGUGACAAGUUCCUUUAAAAACGGAUGCGGAGGCUUUUCCAUACCAAAGGUUUCAAUGAGAAAGAAAGUGCUGAGGAUAAUUAGCUGCUAAUAAUAUGACAUCAUUACUUUUGCAUAGUAAGUUACCCACUGGGCACACACUGGUUGAAUCAACGUUGUUUCCACGUCAUUUCAACCAACGUGGAAUAGACGUUGAAUUGACGUCUGUGACCAGUGAGUAGUGUCGAUAUGUCUGAAAAAGACAUGUAAAAGCCAUUCUUUGCAAGCUUGUAUCUCUUAAACCCCAUUUGCCUUGUGAGAUUAAAAUAAUAAUAUUUUUCAAAAGAUAAACAGACUGAUUGAUAUUCAGUCUCCUUAGCAUGCUUGUUAAAUAAUGCAGCUUGUUAAAUUAUCUGUAGCUUGUUAAAUAAUGCAGUUGAAUGCAGAGUAGUUACUGAAACAUAGCUACCAACGCUUGUGCCUAGAAUUUGUUUGUAGAACUUCAACUGUUUGUAAAGGAGAAUUAGAGAAUAUUAAAGAAGUGAAAGGGAGUUCAGAUCCCCACCAACACCAUACACACACAUCCAGUCCAUAUUUUCCUAGUCGUGGAGGGGAAUAAGGUGCAUGGCAGCAGGGGCAGAGGCCAGUCUGAGCCCUCCUCCUAAAAAAACAUGAAUGGGAUUUAUAGUAAAGACAUUUUAACUGUAAAAAUGUAUUACCUUUUAAUGUGCCAUGAACACAACCAGUUAUGAUGUUUUCAUCUGAUUGUCAAACAAAUCACUUCAAAAGUAGGGUAGCUUCGCAUGUUCAUCUAAAAUAAUUCCAGCAUCCGAACAGUGCACUGUACACCCACCAACUUUCCUUAAAUUCGCAAGUGGCUGAAACGAUCUCAUCGGAAUAAGCAUCCGAGCGAGUAAAACAGUGCCCCUCUGCCUUAUUAUAUGACAUGCCAUAAUAUUUUUGUCCAGACAGCAUCAGAUACAGUGUAUAUAUAAAAUCUACACCCCCCUAGGAUUUCUGCACAUUUUAUUGUGGUACAAAGUCGGAUUAAAAUGGAUGUAAUUGUAGUUUUUUGUUAACAAUCUACACAAAAUGCUCUGUAAUGUCAAAGUGGAAGAAUAUAUUUAUUUAUUUAUUAACGAAAAUGUAAACACUAAUAUUCCUUGAUUAGAUAAGUACCCCCCCACCCCCCUGAAAGAUUCCCCAG
Coregonus clupeaformis (lake whitefish) is the source of this 3344-nucleotide messenger RNA. RefSeq names its product claudin-20-like. The transcript is spliced from 4 exons. The record is from RefSeq and is a predicted model, not a curated record. Gene Ontology annotation, biological process: bicellular tight junction assembly; cell adhesion. Gene Ontology annotation, cellular component: bicellular tight junction; plasma membrane. NCBI's taxonomy places the organism in Eukaryota, Metazoa, Chordata, Actinopteri, Salmoniformes, Salmonidae. Bases 856 to 1797 code for a protein of 313 amino acids. Gene Ontology annotation, molecular function: structural molecule activity.